AUGACGACCAACGCACCCUCAGGUCCAGCGACCGUUUCCCACCGCCAAUUGCCCUCUGCCACGCUCAUCCCCAUCGAUUUGACAGUUGAACAAGAGCGACAGAUCCUCUACGACCAACGCAUCAUCUGCGGAUGGAACCACGAUAAGAUCCCCAAGUGGGCAGCCGCCAUUGUGGCCGGCACUCGAAGCUUCUUCUGGAUCUGCCUCGCUCCCGACGCCGAACGCAACAUCCCUACCUUUACGCGCGACGACAAGACGUAUAUGCCUGUCGGUCACGUAUCUUUGGACAAAGUGGAUAUCACCGAGCCAGAUGCUGUACCGGAUACAACACUUGCUGACCCUGAAAAGGGCGUGCUUACCAUAACAAGUCUGUUUGUCCUGCCUGUCUUCCACAGAUCUGGUCUAGGUGCUUUUGCUAUGGACGAGUGCGAACGUCUUGCUCGGAUCCCACCUUAUGGUGCCGAAAAUAUCACUGCUAUCACGGUCAACACUUUGAGUCCGCGCUACUGCGAGGGUGGUGUUGAAGGUCCUGAUGGUUUGGGUCAAUGGGAGAGAGAAGCAGGAGUACAGGGGCAGAGGCCAGUUCCUAAGAACAACAUGCUCUGGUACAAGAAGAAGGGCUACGUGCCAUACAAGGAGGCUCCGAGGUAUACAAGCUUGGGCAAGCAAGGGGAGACCUUGUGGUGGUAUGCUUGUUUCAUGAGAAAAGAGCUGCAGUAA
This is a messenger RNA of Aureobasidium melanogenum CBS 110374, 720 nucleotides long. RefSeq lists its product as uncharacterized. NCBI's taxonomy places the organism in Eukaryota, Fungi, Ascomycota, Dothideomycetes, Dothideales, Saccotheciaceae. Bases 1 to 720 code for a protein of 239 amino acids. The record is from RefSeq and is a predicted model, not a curated record. The transcript has a single exon.